UCAAGUGGAGCAGGUUUUCUCAUGGUGUUAGUAUUUUUGAAUACAUACUUGAUAUUUUAAAUCGAGCAAGUGUCAGAGCAACAAGAAGAAAAAGAACAAGUCUAAAACAUGCGGUAAUUCCGCUAGUUUUUGGCCAUUCGCUCGAAGGCCCAACCCGAAGGAUGACGGCCUUAAUCUCCCUUUCUUCCGGCUCGUCCAAGGCCUUCUUUUCCAAGCCGGGCCAGACCUUCGAAGCCACACGCGAGCAACUCGAUGAGUUGGGCUACUUUUACACACUGUCGAAGGACAGUCUGCCCUUGGUUCAAGCUCUUCUCAAGGAUCUAUUUCUGGCCACAAAGGAGCUCAAGCGGGCCAAAGACACUUUGAGCCUGAAAGAGACAUCACCCGCCCACUUCGCCCAGGCUCGACAUGAGGAAACAGGGAGGGCCUUGAUUUCCCCGCCAACGCUGCAAGAAGAUAUUCAAAGGCAACAGAUCCACGAUUUGCAGCGUGAACUGAGCAACUUGAAGUUGCUCAAUGCUCAGUCUGCGGGUGUGAUCCAAUCGCUCAAGGAUGAAUCGUUGGCCAAAUCCAACAAGAUCCUGGACAUGGAAAUGUCCACUCAUCGAGCCGCCAAAGUUGUGGUAAGAUCCGCCGGGAUCUUCAAGCCCCGCUUGGAAAUGUCUUCCUUGGUGAGUAAAUCCACCCUCCCGAGAUGCUUGGCCUGCUCGUCUCAAAGAGACCCUGGACUCAAAUCCAACGAGGAUCAUCGGGCCAAGAUUGACUUGAUCCGCUUGUACGACCGGAGAAGUCAGAAUCUCAAGAAAGAGCUCGUCAAGUGCCAAUCCCAACUGAGCCACGCCCACCAGCUCCUGAAGAAAGCCGAGCGUGAGAUUGAGUUCCGCGCCCAACCCGGAAGUGGUCCGCUCAAAGCGAGGCGAGAUCCAAUCAAUGCCCAAGAUAUUAAGCACAGUGACUACAUCUUGAAGCUCAUCAAGGACAAUGAAAGACUCAAGUCCUUGGUGCAAAAGCAUCACAUCGCUCAGGAAGAUUUGAAAACUUCCCCACUGCCAUCCACCACUCCCAAUGGUACCCCACAUCACUCAGCCCGUCCUUGGUCUGAGACACGACCGCCCUUUCAUCAUCGUCCCCUUGGCCGACAUCGGUCGGGUUGCCCGUUGAAUGUAAGCCGCAGUUGCGAGGAUAUUCGAGAGGCCGUCCAAAAGAGCCACCAAAGACUCUUCCUCCUUCCACCGCCCCUCCCAUCAUCUCUCCGCCCACCGUGCUGCUCUGAGCAUCAACCGACAUGUGGUCCCACUCAGCCCCGCCCAAAUGAUCAUGAUCACCCCCAAGCUCAUUCUUCGCAUCACGGGCCCAUCUUGUGUCCGCCAAACAAUGGGCGGAGUAGUACUGCUAUGACGGAGGGUCCGAGUUGUUGUGCCGUUCCAGCCCUGUCCUGCCCCGCCCACUGGCCGCAUCCCUCCCUCGAUAAGUCCAAUGAGGAGCUGAAUGCGAAACUGCAGAAAGCUGCCACUGAGAACAAGGAGCUAACCAAUCGUCUGAAAGAGCUCAAUCAAGUGAGAUUGGAGCAAAAAGGCAAGAUCGACGAAUUGUCCAAGCAGCAAGCCAUUCUCCUCAACACCGGAAAGGGACCUGCCAGCAAUAAGCAGGUCCAAGAGUUGGUCGGCUACAUUGAGAAGCAAAGGGACAUUUACAAAUCCAAUGUGGAACAGCUCUUGACGAAAUUGGACCCGGAUAAGAAAUUUGAGACUCCUCCCGAAACAUCCACGGACCAAGUAGAUCGAGCAGGCACUCGUGGAUCGGAAAAGCAUUUGAAGGUGCUAAAGGAGAUCCAAAACGACAGUCGUAAAAUUCUUCAGGCCCGCCAUCAGUCCGUAUCUCCGUAUCGCUCCUCACCGUACAAAUCCGUCAGUCCACUUCGCUCAGACGAUCCGUCCCACGAGAGCCGUGAGCACAAGAACACGGCCGUGCGGGUGCGGAUGGCCAAUUUGCAAGAGGAAGUCUUGGAUCUAAGCGAACAAGUGUCAGAGCUGAAGCUAGCUAAGGCCCGCAUGCAAGAAGGCACUCGCCAAGAGACGCAACGGCUGGAGAACCUCAUCCAGACGCGAGAUGCCGAGAUUCAAACCUUGAAGGCUGAGAGGGCCAAGAUUGAGGAGAAGUCCGAUUACCGAGACGAGCUUUUGAAGGUCAACCUGGCCUUCACCGAAUUCCGUGAGCUGACCCAUCGUCGAGAGGCCGAAUUGAACGACGAGAUCUCGAAUCUUCAGCGAGACGUUCGAGAUUUGGAUGAAGCCUUGACCAAGUCCCAAUCUCGCAUCAACCAAGACACUCUUGCUCACGAAGGCCAAGUUCGCAAUCUCGAGGAACAGUUGGAACUUCUUCGUGCUCAAUUGGCCGAGCGUCAAAGGUCCGAAAAUCAAAUCAAGGCUCGAGAGACGGCGGAAAAGGCCGUUGGAUUAGAUCUGAAAAUGGAGAAUUGCCAACUCAAGGACCGCGUGUUUGCCAUGGAAAACGCCAAAGAGCAACAGGAGCGUCAUAUUCGGGAUUUGAGCGGUCAAAUCCAACGUUAUGUGAAUGAAGUAAAACGCGUGGAAGAGCUCUUGGCUCACCGAGAAACGGAACGCUCGGAAUUGCUCCAACAAUACAAGUCGCUCUCCGUGGAGAUCGACACGUCGGAAACGCUGAACCGAUCGCUCGAGGCCAAGGUGGAGUCAAUGAGCAUGGAAUUGCGGGAGAAGAACGCCGAAUUGGAGGCCAGCCACCGACGCCUCUCCGACCUCGAAAAGGACCUGAUCGAAGUGAGUCUGCUGAAUGAGAACCACCGCUCGCAAGUGGCCACAUUGAGCACGCGCCUGGACCUGGCCAAUUCCCGCAUGAAAGAGGCCCAAAGCCAGUCCACGUGGAUCAAUGCCGAUCUCACGGAUGUUCAUGACUUGGCCAUCCAGCUCAACUCGCAAAAGGUGGAAUUGCAAGGGCAGAUAUCCAAUCAAGCUAACGAGAUCGAGGGGCUGAACGGGGAAAUUGAGCAUCUACGGCAAGAAGUGGAGAGCCUGAGUCGAGCCAUUCGUGACGAGCGGGAGAAAAGUCGCCAUCUGGAGGAUCUCUUGGGCCACGACGACAUGGGCCGAUCUAAAUCUCAGCGCUAGAACUAUUCUACAAUGUACGGUUGUUUCUCCUAGAACUAUGAAUUAGAAAUAAAAUUCCGAGGCCUUAGUCGCUGGAUGUUGAGAUCA
Molecule: messenger RNA, 3233 nt
Organism: Tigriopus californicus
Lineage: Eukaryota; Metazoa; Arthropoda; Copepoda; Harpacticoida; Harpacticidae
Exons: 9
Coding region: 162-3146 (994 amino acids)
Source: RefSeq, a predicted model, not a curated record